Molecule: messenger RNA, 1209 nt
Organism: Penicillium cinerascens
Lineage: Eukaryota; Fungi; Ascomycota; Eurotiomycetes; Eurotiales; Aspergillaceae
Exons: 3
Coding region: 1-1209 (402 amino acids)
Source: RefSeq, a predicted model, not a curated record
AUGGUGACCACGGCAAGGGUUCCACCUUCACUCUCAUCAUUACCACGGCCGAGUAGAUGGAUCGCACGAGCCGUCAGAUCGAGUCCGUCGGCCUUAGUCAAUGCCAGUGCCCGCGACAGUCCCAACGGGGCCCGCUGGCGACCGACGGCACGGCUAUACCACGCGGCUGUGUGGCCCUGCUACGGUGUCAUCACUCCCGUCCCCGACCGUCACGAUCUCCGCCUCGCCAAAUCACCCUUUCGCUUUGAGACGGGCUAUGCUCUUUGCGCUAAGCGUCCUUCACGUCCCUUUCCUCCGCCGUUUCUGUCCCCACCGUCCUCGUCUUUCUCCGAUCCCUUGACUACCCACUCGCUGAACCAGGAUAAGAGAUUAUCCGUCCAGGGCGAACUGGUUCGUGGCUUGAAUAAUGGAGACGACGCGAUCGUCGUUGCGGAGAACUUUCUCGGAGUGAAUGAUGGUGUAGGUGCAUGGGCGACAAAGCCUCAGGGCCAUGCUGCGCUUUGGUCAAGGCUGCUUCUACACUUCUGGGCGCUCGAAGUUGAGCGCCAAGUCACCGCGGACGCUCCUACUCUCGACCCCAUCGAGUACCUCCAGUCUGCCUAUGAGGAGACCAUUCGCGCAACCUCGAGUCCUAACGAGUGGUUCGGAACCACCACGUCGGCGACGGCCCUUCUACACUGGAUCCGUGAGCAAGAUGGUACACAGAAGCCGCUACUCUACGUGACAAAUUUGGGGGAUUGCAAGGUGAUUGUUAUCCGACCGAGCGAGGAGAAAGUCUUGUUCCGCACCACCGAACAAUGGCACUGGUUCGACUGUCCCAUGCAGUUAGGAACGAACAGCAUCGACACACCGCGAAAAGACGCAGUGCUAUCCAAGAUCACCUUGCAAGAAGACGACAUCGUUCUGGCGGUGUCAGACGGCGUCAUGGAUAAUUUGUGGGAGCACGAGGUCGUCAAAGUGGUUCUGGACAGUCUUCAGAAAUGGGACAAUGGGGAUUACUUGGAUGUACCUCCGCCACCGAAUUUGUCGAAUGAACGCAUGGUCUAUGCGGCUCGUGAGGUUCUCAACGCCGCUUUGGAUAUUGCGCAGGAUCCUUUUGCAGAGAGCCCGUACAUGGAGAAAGCUGUGGAUGAAGGUCUUGCGAUUGAAGGAGGCAAAAUGGACGACAUCUCGGUCGUCAUUGCGUCUUGUAAGAAGCGAGCCGGGUGA